Rotaria socialis is the source of this 495-nucleotide messenger RNA. The record is from the annotation of a GenBank genome assembly. Lineage: Eukaryota; Metazoa; Rotifera; Eurotatoria; Philodinida; Philodinidae.
AUGAAUUCUAUUCAUGGCGAUGAAACUGCAUCAUGUUCAUCAGAUAUCGAUGUCUGUAAUUCAAGUCCAAAUUGUUCUAACAGAUUAACUGCGAUAAAAAUAACAAGUACACCAUAUCCGACAUACAAGCCACGAGUUAAUUUUCAUUCGAUUGAAUCAUUAGCUAUAUCAUCAUUGAAUACAUCUUCGUUGACUCCUAUCUCUUCUCCUUUUUCUCUUCAAAGACAUGACGAUACUGGCUAUAGUUCAUUGAAUGCGUCAACAUCGAGACUAGAUAAAGAAGACAGUAAUUAUUCGAGGACAGCUACAACAAGUGAACGAAAACAAAGGCGUAAAUUAAGUGAUUGGCAAAUAUGGCAUUUACGUCAGGCUUAUGCUAACAAUCGAUAUCCAACACCACAUGAACAAGAACAACUUGCUGGUCAACUUAUUUUACCAUUAUCGUCAAUUCGUAUUUGGUUUCAAAAUUAUCGUGCACGAUCUGGAAAAAAAUGA